AUGUUGUGUACUGAACCAAUCGAUGUGGUAUAUACAUGGGUCAAUGGAUCGGAUGCCAACUUGAUCAAUGCAGUCAAUGAGUUGAAACGAAGGACACGAGAUCCUCUGUUGCCACCUUGCACCGAAAAACAAGACCCUUCAAAACACGAAUGUUAUCGCGACGAGAACCCAUCCAGCCGAUUCAUCGACAACCAAGAGUUGAAGUACUCAUUGAGAUCGAUUGAAAAGCACGCCCCAUGGGUGCGCCACGUGUAUAUAGUCACCAACGGCCAGGUGCCCAGCUGGCUCAACCUGGACAACCCCAAGGUGUCCAUCGUCACACACGAGGACAUCUUUGUCAACAAGUCACAUCUGCCCACGUUCAGCUCGCCGUCAAUCGAGACGCAUCUGCAUCGCAUCCCGGGCCUGUCCAAGAAGUUCCUGUAUCUCAAUGACGACGUCAUGUUUGGCCGGCCGGUCUUCCCCGACGACUUUAUGACGCGCGGCGGCGGCCAGCGCGUGUUCCUCAGCUGGCCCGUGCCCAACUGCAACGACGGCUGUCCCAACAACUGGGUGGGCGACGGCUUCUGUGACCCGGCAUGCAACACAACGAUGUGCGACUUUGAUGGCGGCGACUGCGACAACAGCACCGGACAGGUCAAGUCGAGGUAUUGGCGAGGCGGCACGACCACCUCGACGACAUCAAACACUGGCACAAGCAACCACAAGACAUCUGGAAGCAUAUGCUCGCGAGGCUGUCCCGACUCAUGGGUGGGCGACAAACACUGCGAUAGAAUGUGCAAGAAUGUAGAGUGUGGCUUCGAUGCCGGAGACUGUGGCACAGAAGUGAUGGUCGCCAACAUGGUCGGCUAUGACAUCACCAACAAGACGACGGUGAUCAGUGUGGCCAAUUCGACGACAUCGGUGUACUUUAACCUGACUAAUCUCGUGUUAGAUGGCACUAUAACGGAUGGCUCACAUGACAAUGCCGUCCUGGUGCGCACCGCCACCAUCUCACAGAAGCACAAGAUCAUGACGCUUACCUUCCACCAAAAGAUAGCGUUCCAAGUGGUCUCAAUCUCAAUCUCAUACGAUACUACUGGCACAACAUUCACCAAGAGGUCCCUUGUCAAAGAGUUCACUGUCAUUUACAAUUCAAACAGUACUGUUGAACCUGAUACUACAGUGACUCCACUGGUCACCAUUGGCAAUGUUACCCAGUUGGAUACGACUACAACAACAAAUCAAACAUCAGUCAACAACAAAGAUACAAUCAAUCAAACAACUACAUCUACAACAACUACAACAACAGAUGAUGAAGAGGAAGACGACGAAGAUGAAGUUGAUGAUGAGGUUGUAGAGUUGAAUGUGGACAACAAAGACAAACAAGAACAAGAACAACAACAGAAACAACAAGAUAUAUAUAAUAGUACAUACAAUAGGAUCAAGAAUCAGUUUGAAGAGAUGGAGCCAAUAAUGUUGGGCGAUUAUGAGAAGAAGAUGGAAAAGGCUAUUGCAGAGGCUGUUGAUGAUGAUGACAACUCUAUCAAAUCAAACAAGACAGGAGGAAGAAGUCUAAUGUCAAUGCCAGAGACACCACUCAAUGAUGAUGACCAAGAAGACCAACUCAUUGAGGUCAAAUUUGUCGCACGCCCAACACAAAACAAUCAAAUGGCAAUGAUGACAGAGGAGAGAGCAAAGCAGAAGGCAUUGGAACUGUUACAAAGUCAAACGAUGGAUGAUCCUGAACUACAGGCAAUCAAGAAGUACACGCUGAACAGAGAGACAGAGCGAAGGGUCAAAGAAGAGUGUGGAGAAGUGUAUCCUUGGGAGGAGAUACCCGACGAGCUGGACGGUCUACCACUGAAUGGCAAGAGGAAGUUGAUGGACAUGUUUGGAGACUCACUCAAGUUUGUCAACAGACUACUCACAGUCGAGUUUGGUGUCUUUAGCAGGAAGGUGCCCGCUCACAUGCCUCACAUGAUCGACAAGGACCUAAUGGAGGAGAUACAACAAAAAUGGCCAGCACAAUGGGAGCGAACAAGUAGCCAUAGUCUGAGGAACCCAAGAGACAUGCAGUAUGCAUUCACAUACUUUUACUAUUUGAUGCACAAGAAGGUCAAUUAUGAUGUGGAUACAUUGUGGAAUGAUGAUCUGGACUUUGACAAGGAUGGCAUACUUAAUGAGAAUGAAAUGAGAUCGAUGGCCGUAACAUUGUUUGGUGCUCCACUCAAAGGCAACACGUUCAAGGACUUCAAGGCCACACUCUACAAGGCUUGUCUGACAUUGAGACAGCAGCGUCAAUUAGAUCGCAAGGAGAUCUUGGUGAUGUCACCCGUGGCCAACAUCACUGAGGAGCUGUUCGAUGCACAAUUGGCCGAAUGUCCAAUCACUCUGGAAGUGCUCAAAUCAUCCAAUCAGACAAUGCACGAUAUGCUCAAGGUGUAUGCCAAGCGCACCAAGUACAGAACGUCGAUCGAGGGCACUGAUGAGGUGGCAUUCUUCAUGGUUGACGACAACCAUACCACCACCCAAACCAGACUCGAUGGCAUCAGACAAAAGAGACACAAGUUCAUCUGUCUCAACGAUAACAUCAAUCAUGACAAACCCAACACUGAGCUGGUCAUUGGUGUUGUGCACAACUUCUAUCAAUCACUAUUCCCCUUCCCAUCAUCCUUUGAGUUGCCAGCCAACACUUCAAACUCAUUCAUGUAUUUGGAUGAGUACAGAGCAAAGAUCAAAAUAACCAAUGAGUUGGAGGUUAUCAAUCAGUCCAACAAUCAAUUGGUUAUCAUAUUUGGAGUACUCAUUGUGUUUGUUUUGAUUCUGAUCGUCAGGAAGAUCAAACACACGUCAUCAAAGGAGAAGAACCAGCAUUACAUUGUAUGA
Messenger RNA from Acytostelium subglobosum LB1, 2868 nucleotides. RefSeq lists its product as hypothetical. The record is from RefSeq and is a predicted model, not a curated record. NCBI's taxonomy places the organism in Eukaryota, Evosea, Eumycetozoa, Acytosteliales, Acytosteliaceae. Gene Ontology annotation, molecular function: UDP-N-acetylglucosamine-lysosomal-enzyme N-acetylglucosaminephosphotransferase activity. The transcript has 3 exons. Bases 1 to 2868 code for a protein of 955 amino acids. Gene Ontology annotation, biological process: N-glycan processing to lysosome; carbohydrate phosphorylation. Gene Ontology annotation, cellular component: Golgi apparatus.